This is a messenger RNA of Boleophthalmus pectinirostris (great blue-spotted mudskipper), 1261 nucleotides long. It is a transcript of the gene taf8, whose product is annotated as TAF8 RNA polymerase II, TATA box binding protein (TBP)-associated factor. Gene Ontology annotation, cellular component: transcription factor TFIID complex. The transcript is spliced from 8 exons. Gene Ontology annotation, biological process: transcription initiation at RNA polymerase II promoter. Gene Ontology annotation, molecular function: protein heterodimerization activity. NCBI's taxonomy places the organism in Eukaryota, Metazoa, Chordata, Actinopteri, Gobiiformes, Gobiidae. The record is from RefSeq and is a predicted model, not a curated record. The coding region runs from base 120 to 1031 and encodes 303 amino acids.
CGGAAAUGACGUACCAUCCUUUCCAUCAACAAACUGCGGCUAAAUGAAUGCACUAAAAUCUACUUAUUUCAUCUAUAAUCGUAGGAUAAACGGGAAACUGAACGUCCGGUGGGGAGGAGAUGGCGGACCCUGCGGUGUCUUCGGGAAGCUCCGGGCGUGGCAGCAGUAAGUCGAGCUCCAGUCCUUCAGAGAACUACUGCCUUGCUCGGCGGCGCACUCUGCAGGUGGCUGUGAGUGCUCUCCUCACAGAGAGUGGCUUCGAGAGUGCGGAAAAGGCAGCGGUCGAGACACUCACGGAAAUGAUGCAGAGCUACAUAACUGAAAUCGGGCGUUGUGCUAAAGCAUAUUGUGAGCACACGGCCAGGAGUGUGCCCACUUUAUCAGACGCUGUGGUAACUCUCAUAGAAAUGGGUUUGAAUGUAGACACUCUACCUGUAUAUGCCAAAAGGUCUCAAAGGAUGGUAAUAACUGCACCUCCUGUGACGAACCCCCCUGUGACCCCCAAAGCCCUCACAGCCGGACAGAAGCGCACUCAUCCUGCUCACAUUCCCAGCCACUUCCCAGACUUCCCUGACCCUCACACCUACAUCAAAACUCCUACCUUCCGAGAGCCUGUGUCUGACUACCAGGUGGUCCGAGAGAAGGCUGCCACCCAGAGGAGGGAUGUGGAACGUGCACUGACCAGGUUUAUGGCCAAAACCGGAGAAACUGAGACUCUGUUCAAAGAUGACGUCACCACAUUUCCCUUAAUUGCAGCAAAACCCAGUGCGAUUCCAUACCUCAGCGCCCUCUUGCCCUCAGAGCUGGAACUGCAGAGUUUAGAGGAGACAGAUUCCUCUGAACAAGACGACCAGACAGACAGCGAGAACAUCACUGGACACAAUAUCACUGAUGACCCCAGUGCGGACAAAGAGAAUUCCCUCCUCCCUCCCAGCGCUGUUGUUCCAUCUUCAAAAUCAAACGAGGAAAACAUGAUCGACAAUCCGUACCUCCGCCCGGUCAAGAAGCCCAAAGUCCGGAGAAAGAAAUGAUAACUAUGGACUACAGUAGAAGGACUUUAGACAUUUUACAGUGGUACAGUUAGCUGUCACUAAGCACAACAGUGCCCCCUAUCUGUUUUUGGAGGUGGAAUCCUUUGCCACAACUUAAACUGAAAAUACUUUGUUAUUUGUUUAGUCUAAUUUCACCAGUAUCUUUGGUUAGAGUUUCAUGGACAGAUAAUGGUUUUGUAAAUAAAAAUAUUGCUUUUUAUUAUUAAUAA